AUUCAUUGUUUUUUUUUGGCCUCACUAUGGCCCGGAUCUCGAAGCAAAGGGCAUGCAUCGCCUGUACCAACGCAAAGCGCCGCUGCGACAGGACGCUUCCUGGUUGUAUGAGAUGCUUGGAUAAGGACAUGGAUUGCAUGUAUCCCCCAAUCAACAGGAGGCACGGCCGCCAAGAACAACGACAAACCCGGGGUGGGCUCUCGUGGCCAACAACGUCCGCGGCUGCAACCGCAUCCUCGCUCCCUGCAGCAACAGCAGCAGCCGCCCCGUCUUCGCGCACGACGUCAACCCGGCUCAUCUCCUCUCCGGGAUCCCCGGGCCUAGCUGCAGGAAGUUGGUUCCUAACGCCCGCCACUUGGUCGAUAACUCCCCACGAUAGGCCACUGAACUCUUUCCCUGUCUCCGUCUUCACCAACUUCAUUCGUGGCCUACAGGACUGGCUCGCCCGCUUCCUACGGUACGGCCAUAACCCAUUCGUUCACCGUGGUCUUUACGCCGAAGCACCUUUCCCCCGGUGCAUACAAGACGCCUACGCCUCAAUCGCCAUCGCGCGGACUAUUACUCCGCAGAAUGAGAACCAUAUUUACGACAUUCUGUCUACCUAUGUUUCUGACCUGGUUGACUCUCAGUCUCAGCCUGCUUUGGACUUUUUCUUCUCAGCGCCCCUGCUCUCGACAAGAGAACACCUUGCCCGUACGCAAGCACUCCUCAUCUACCUGAUUCUAACCCUCUUCUCCCCUUCCAUCCCUGGCCGAGCCAAGGCAGAGGCUUUGAUCCCAACACUCCACCUCUGGUCGCAACAGCUUUGGGACUCGGCCCUUUUAGAUGCAAAUAUAUCAUCCCUACCCCCCUCAUCUUCCUCUCACCCGUCGACAGACGUGGCUGCCAACGCCGAGACAGGCAUGAUGGCGAGGAUAUACCGCGCCUUCGCACUCUCCGAGUCGACCCGCCGUACAUGGUUGCUAGUAAAAUAUAUGAUUGGUACCUAUCAGGUCCUCAAGGAUGGAUCAACAAGCUGCGAAGGCGGCAUCUUCUUUACCGCUCGUGCGGAACUUUGGGACGCUCCCUCAGCCGCGCGCUGGGGAUCCAUACUCAAGUCUACGGACCCGUUAUUUAUACAUAGCUUGCACGCCGACGCCGUUAUUCAUAACCGCGUGCCAGCCGUGGAGGUGGACGAGUUUGUACGGCACUUACUGACAGCUCAGUUGGGGGUAGAAAAGGUAGAGAGUUGGGGUAUAGAGACAGGAAAUAUGAUUUCAGUUUUGUUUUAAAUAGUUAUACAGCCUGUGUGUUAGAGCACUCUCAGCGAUAUAAUAUAGGUAAUACUUGCUCCUCCUUAGGCAAUAUAUGUUUUCCCUCAAAGAACAUUCAGAAAAAUCACUUAAUAAUAACUCUC
This is a messenger RNA of Ilyonectria robusta, 1396 nucleotides long. RefSeq lists its product as uncharacterized. The record is from RefSeq and is a predicted model, not a curated record. The transcript has a single exon. Bases 27 to 1271 code for a protein of 414 amino acids. Gene Ontology annotation, molecular function: zinc ion binding; DNA-binding transcription factor activity, RNA polymerase II-specific. Gene Ontology annotation, biological process: regulation of DNA-templated transcription. Lineage: Eukaryota; Fungi; Ascomycota; Sordariomycetes; Hypocreales; Nectriaceae.